AUGGAGAAAGCAAUUCAAAGACAGAGGGUCCUGCUUGAGCAUCUUCAACCCAGUUCUUCAAGUUCGAGUUUUUUGCACCAAACCCAUCAAUCUACGGAUCUCUCAGCUUCACUGUGUUUUGCUGGGAACUCUUCACAUGGGCAAAGAGGUGGAUCAGAAGAUGAUGUGGUGAUUGUAGCGGCAUAUCGAACUGCCAUUUGCAAAGCAAAACGUGGGAGCUUUAAGGAUACCCUUCCUGAUGACCUUCUUGCCUCAGUUCUGAAGGCUGUGAUUGAGAAAACAAAUGUGGACCCAGUAGAAGUUGGAGACAUUGUCGUGGGCACAGUACUGGCCCCUGGAUCAGACAGAGGAAUUGAGUGCAGAAUGGCUGCCUUUUAUGCAGGUUUCCCAGAGACUGUGCCUCUUCGAACUGUCAAUAGGCAAUGUUCAUCUGGACUGCAGGCAGUUUCUGAUGUAGCUGCUUAUAUAAAAGCCGGGUUCUAUGACAUUGGUAUUGGGGCUGGAGUGGAGUCUAUGUCCCAUGACACUGUCAAUAGGCUUAGCAACAUUAACCCAAAGGUAGAAACCUUUGCACAAGCCCGGGAUUGUCUUCUUCCUAUGGGGAUAACUUCUGAGAAUGUGGCACAGCGCUAUGGCGUGACAAGGCUAGAGCAAGAUCAGGCUGCUGUUGAGUCUCACAAGCGUGCUGCAGCUGCAACAGCAUCAGGUAAAUUCAAAGAAGAAAUCAUUCCCGUUUCUACAAAGUUUGUGGACCCUAAAACUGGAGUGGAGAAGAAAAUUGUUGUGUCUGUUGAUGAUGGUAUCCGGCCAAACACAAACAUAGUGGAUUUGGCAAAGCUGAAGCCUGCAUUCCACAAAGAUGGAUCUACAACAGCAGGGAAUGCUAGCCAAAUUAGUGAUGGUGCAGGAGCUGUGCUCCUCAUGAAGAGAAGAGUGGCUGUGCAAAAAGGGCUUCCUAUUCUUGGAAUCUUCAGGAGUUUUGCUGCUGUUGGAGUAGAUCCUGCAGUCAUGGGUGUUGGCCCAGCUGUUGCCAUCCCAGCCGCUGUGAAAUCUGCUGGUCUAGAACUUGGCAGCAUUGACUUGUAUGAAAUCAAUGAGGCAUUUGCAUCACAGUACGUUUACUGCUGCAAGAAAUUGGGACUUGAUCCCAGAAAGGUCAAUGUCAAUGGUGGUGCCAUUGCUCUUGGACAUCCUUUGGGCGCUACAGGUGCUCGCUGUGUUGCAACAUUGUUGAAUGAGAUGAAACGCCGUGGCAAGGAUUGUCGCUUUGGUGUAAUCUCAAUGUGCAUAGGGUCUGGUAUGGGAGCUGCUGCUGUUUUUGAAAGGGGAGAGUUUUGA
This is a messenger RNA of Sphenostylis stenocarpa, 1338 nucleotides long. The record is from the annotation of a GenBank genome assembly. Lineage: Eukaryota; Viridiplantae; Streptophyta; Magnoliopsida; Fabales; Fabaceae.